Messenger RNA from Stegodyphus dumicola, 987 nucleotides. Its product is annotated as mitochondrial inner membrane scaffold 1. Gene Ontology annotation, cellular component: mitochondrion. Lineage: Eukaryota; Metazoa; Arthropoda; Arachnida; Araneae; Eresidae. The record is from RefSeq and is a predicted model, not a curated record.
UGGCAACUUGUAUCUGCGGCAUGGUGUUUGUGCCGCAACAAUGUAACUACUGUAAAUAUGUAAAUACCGAAUUUUAUUAUUUAUAUAUUUUAAUAAGCCUUACAAGUGCAAAAUGGUACUACUGACAUUUUCAAACAUGUGUCGACACAUGAAUUUAUUUAAAUAUCCUAUUAGGACAUCUUAUUUUUUGACAUGUGGUCAGUAUAAUGGAAAUAAGUUCUUAGCAAACUGUAUUCAGCCAUCGACUAGAAGAGUUUUAUUUUUGACUCCUAAAAUCAAUUAUAAUCAACUGAUCAGUGCUGUUUGCAAGCCUUCUGUGUUAAACCGACACAAACACAAUGCCUCCAGUUCUGAGAAGAGUACUUCAGAAAUUACUGAAGAGCCUCCUGAGAAACUGUCUUUGUUUAAACGUUACCACAAAAUGCUAAAGGAAUACUGGUAUGUGUUAAUACCAGUACAUAUGGCUACAUCUGCUUUUUGGUUUGGUGGUUUUUACUAUGCAGCUAAGAGUGGUUUAGAUAUUGUGCCAUUUCUUGAGUACAUCAAUAUUCCUGAUAAAUUCAUAAAUCCUCUACGGAACUCUUCUCUUGGUCACAUAGCUGUUGCUUCUGCAUUAUAUAAACUGGCUACUCCAGCUAGGUAUAUGGUAACAUUAGGUGGAACAACAUUUGCUGUGAAAUUCCUGACAAAACGUGGACUUCUCCGGCCAGUUCCUACUAAGGAUGAAAUAAAAACUAUCAUUAGGAACAAAUUGAAAAAGGAUCCUAUUUCUGAAAAGGAAAAGUGAUCUUAGAUUGAGCUAUUUAUAACUGACAGUUUAGUUAGACACAAUAUAAUUCAUGUUUUCUGCUAUAUUUAAGAUAUAACUUCCAGGGAUGUAUAAAGACAAAAUCACAUGAAGAAAUAUUUUGUGCAUUCUAUGUUAAUUUUUGGAGAAUGUCUAGAAGCAGUUGUAUGGUUGAAGCUAAUAAAUCAGAAGUGGUUUUA